Molecule: messenger RNA, 1575 nt
Organism: Protobothrops mucrosquamatus (brown spotted pit viper)
Lineage: Eukaryota; Metazoa; Chordata; Lepidosauria; Squamata; Viperidae
Gene: SLC18A1
Product: solute carrier family 18 member A1
Exons: 15
Coding region: 1-1575 (524 amino acids)
Biological process (GO): xenobiotic transport; transmembrane transport; aminergic neurotransmitter loading into synaptic vesicle
Cellular component (GO): terminal bouton; synaptic vesicle membrane
Molecular function (GO): xenobiotic transmembrane transporter activity; serotonin:sodium:chloride symporter activity
Source: RefSeq, a predicted model, not a curated record
AUGAAGAUUCCGCUCUUUCCUAAGCUAGCAACUGAAUGCUCCCUGUGGAUCUGGUUAAAAGAGGGAAGAGAAUCCCGGAAAUUGGUUUUACUGGUUGUGUUUGUGGCUCUGCUAGUAGACAAUAUGCUUUUCACAGUGGUGGUGCCAAUCAUCCCUUCAUUUCUAUAUGCCACACACAAAAAUAUCAGCCACUCUGCAAUUUGGGCCACAGUUCCUGUGCCUUUCUCAGCUGAUCCCUCUGCCUUGGGCUUCUUGGACUAUAACAAUAUCACAAUGACAGUCUCAAGCCACGAUGCUCUAGCCAGUGUCACUGGGAGCCAAGAAGGAACGGUUGCCCCUCAUUUCCUCAUGGAUGCUUUGAACCACAGCUGUACAGAUAGAUCGGACUCUCUUUCAGAGGAAAAUGUUCGCGUUGGGCUGCUCUUUGCCUCAAAAGCUUUGAUGCAGCUCCUAGCAAAUCCCUUUGUGGGACCCUUGACCAACAGGAUAGGAUACCAUAUCCCCAUGUUUCUUGGAUUUGUUAUUAUGUUCGUCUCUACGCUCUUGUUUGCUUUUUCCAGGAGCUACACCUUGAUGUUCAUCGCUCGCGCCCUGCAAGGCUUUGGUUCUGCCUGCUCAUCUGUUGCAGGUCUGGGGAUGCUUGCAAGCGUGUAUCCCGAUGACUGUGAGAGGGGAAAUGCAAUGGGAAUCGCAUUGGGAGGUCUGGCUUUGGGAGUGCUUGUGGGAGCUCCAUUUGGAAGUGUGAUGUAUGAGUUUGUUGGGAAAUCAUCUCCUUUCCUGAUUCUGGCAAUCCUGGCUCUCUUAGAUGGAGCUUUGCAGCUUUGUAUCUUGCAUCCAACGAAGAUUUCACCUGAGAAUAUCAAAGGGACUUCCUUGUUGACCUUGUUGUGGGACCCCUAUAUUUUGAUUGCAGCAGGUUCAAUUUGCUUUGGAAACAUGGGAGUUGCGAUUUUAGAAGCUACCUUGCCCAUUUGGAUGAUACAAACCAUGUGCUCCCCAGAAUGGCAACUGGGGAUAGCUUUUCUGCCUGCCAGUAUCUCUUAUCUAAUUGGGACCAAUCUCUUUGGGAUACUGGCCAAUAAAAUGGGGCGCUGGCUGUGUUCAUUGAUUGGGAUGAUGGUCAUAGGAGUCAGCCUCCUCUGUAUUCCCCUGGCUCAGGAUAUCUAUGGACUCAUUGGACCUAACAGUGGACUUGGUUUUGCCCUUGGCAUGGUGGAUUCGUCAAUGAUGCCUAUCAUGGGGUACUUGGUGGAUCUUCGCCACACGUCUGUUUAUGGCAGCGUCUAUGCCAUUGCUGACGUGGCUUUCUGUCUGGGCUUUGCUAUUGGUCCCUCCACAGGGGGCGCUCUAGUAAGAGCCAUUGGCUUCCCUUGGCUCAUGGUCAUCAUUGCAGGCAUCAACCUCGCAUAUGCGCCUCUGUGUUGGUUUCUACGGAGCCCCCCAGCCAAAGAGGAGAAGAUUGCGAUUCUAAGCCAGGAGUGUACUAUGCAAUCCAGACGUUCCAUCACUCAAAAGACACUUCAAGACUUUCCACUCACAGACAACAGCGAUGAAGAAAAUGAGACUGAUUUCUAA